CCUAUAUAUAGUGGGGCCGGGCUGGGCGGGGGCGGUGCCCGGGUUCGAGUCCCGCGUCGGCCCGCACCGCUCUGUUCCCGUCCGCUUCGCCGGGCCCCGCUGGCCGAGGAGAUGGGCGACAUGGAGUCCUACAAGGUGAUGCUGAAUGGGCCAGCACCCUGGGGCUUCAGGCUGCAGGGAGGGAAGGAUUUCAGCAUGCCGCUCUCCAUCUCCAGGCUGACUCUGGGUGGGAAGGCAGCCCAGGCCGGCGUGGGAGUGGGCGACUGGGUGCUGUACAUCGACGGGGAGAGCACCAGUGCCAUGACACACAUCGAGGCCCAGAAUAGGAUCCGUGCCUGUGGGGACAGGCUCUGCCUCACCUUGAGCAGAGCCCAGAACCAGCUGGGGAAGCCGCAGAAGGUGCUGAGCCUUGACAAGCAGCCCCCACAGCUGCUGGAGCCCCCCAGCACCCCUGUGUGUGACCCUGUGAAGCUGCGGAUGUUAGAGGACAUUGACGACUCAAAGCCCCCCAGCUGGACCUCCCAGUCCCGUUCCUUCCGCAAACUGUCCCGCCUGGUGGGCGCAGACGCCAUGGAGGAUGGUGAGGACGAGCUUGUUAAAAAGCCCAGGGAUGCCCAUGGGUCCAGCUGGGGCACAGUGGAGCAGUGGCAGCCCCCACAGCCUCUGGGGCCCCCCAGCACCCCCGGGUGUGAUCCUGGGAAGUUGAGGAUGUUAGAGGAUGCUGAGGACUGGCAGCCCCGCACCAGCACCUCCCAGUCCCGCUCCUUCCGCAAGCUGGCCCAGCUGACGGGCACAGAUGGCAUGGAGGAUGGUGAGGAUGAAUUUAUUAAAAAGCCCAGGGAUGCCCAUGGGUCCAACUGGGGCACGGGGCAACAUCGGCAGCCCCCGCAGGCUCUGGAGCCCCCCAGUGACACUGUGUGUGACCCUGUGAAGCUGCGGAUGUUAGAGGACAUUGUGGACUCAAAGCCCCACACCUGGACCUCCCAGUCCCGUUCCUUCCGCAAACUGGCCCGGCUGGUGGGAGCAAACAGCAUGGAUGAUGGUGAGGAUGAGCCCGUUAAAAAGCCCAGGGAUUCCCAUGGGUCCAUCUGGGGCAUAGUGGAGCAGCGGGAGCCUCUGGAGUCCCCCAGCACCCCUGGGUGUGAUCCUGGGAAGCUGCGACUGAUGGAGGACGCUGAGGGCUGGCAGCCCCGCACCGGCACCUCCCAGUCCCGCUCCUUCCGCAGACUGGCCCAGCUGACGGGCACAGAUGAGAUGGAGGAUGGUGAGGAUGAGAUUGUUAAAAAGCCCAGGGAUGCCCAUGGGUCCAGCUGGGGCACGGUGGAGCAGCGACAGCCCCCGCAGCCUCUGGAGCCCCCCAGCACCCCCGGGUGCAACCCCGGGAAGCUGCGACUGAUGGAGGACGCUGAGGACUGGCAGCCCCGCACCGGGACCUCCCAGUCCCGCACCUUCCGCAGACUGGCCCAGCUGACGGGCACAGAUGAGAUGGAGGAUCAUGAUGAUGUGUUUGUUAGAAAGCCCAGCCAGGUCUCCGUGCCGGACCCGUCCCCAGGAGCAACGAUGAAGUCUGAGCCCGGACUGGCCCCCAGGACCCCCAGUGCCACCCCCAGCCCCACCAGCCGCCCACCCUGGGCUGUGGACCCCUCGUUUGCCGAGCGCUACGCCCCGGACAAGACGAGCACGGUGGUGAGCAAGCACAGCCAGCCGGCCACGCCCACCCCCAUGCAGAACCGCAGCUCCAUCGUGCAGGCGGCCCAGCAAGCCCCCGAGGGGCCCGGCCGCACCCCCCUCUGCUACAAGUGCAACAAGGUCAUCAGGGGACGGUACCUCGUGGCGCUGGGACAUUAUUACCACCCCGAGGAGUUCAUCUGCUGCCAGUGCAGGAAGGUGCUGGAUGAGGGCGGCUUCUUUGAGGAGAAAGGCUCCAUCUUCUGCCCCAAGUGCUACGACACGCGCUACGCACCCAGCUGCGCCAAGUGCAAGAAGAAGAUCACUGGGGAGGUGAUGCACGCACUGAAGAUGACCUGGCACGUGCAGUGCUUCACCUGCAACGCCUGCAAAACUCCCAUCCGCAACCGAGCCUUCUACAUGGAGGAGGGACAGCCCUACUGCGAGAGAGACUAUGAGAAGAUGUUUGGCACCAAGUGCCGUGGCUGUGACUUCAAGAUCGAUGCUGGGGACCGAUUCCUGGAGGCGCUGGGGUUCAGCUGGCAUGACACUUGCUUUGUCUGUGCGAUCUGCCAGACCAACCUGGAAGGGAAGACGUUCUACUCUAAGAAGGACAAGCCGCUGUGCAAGAGCCAUGCUUUCUCCCAUGUGUGAGGGGUGGGAAUCCAGCUGUGCCCACACAUGUCCCGGCCCUGCAUGCUCCUCUCCCCCUGCCCUGCUGGCCCCAGGGAGCCAGGCUGGGCCCUUGGCCCUUUCCCUUGCUCCUGCAUCUUUCCUGGCAGCUCCUGGCUCAACUCCAGCCAGAUACAGUGCUGGGUCCAGAGCCUUUUAUAGCUGGGUGGUUUCUUACAUGCUUCUCAACUGGCCCUAGGAGCCCUAGGAAUGGGAUGCUGCAUGGAUCUCCUGCCCCUGAGCCACACAGCAUGGUGGGCACAACCAUGCUGAGGCUGGAAUUGGAGAGGGUCUGCCGCAGCUGGGCUGCUCCCUUGCUGCCUGGCAGCUCAGUGCUGGGGCAGCAAUACUCCUUACAUAUCCCUCCCUGAGUGGGUGAGGACCAGCUCCUGUCUCACUCUCCCCAGCCUUCCCUGCUGUGUGCUUGGGGCUGGAGACCCUGCCCUGACAACCCAACAGGCACCCCUCAAACUGCUGCGGUGGUUUCCUGCCCCAGUUGCAUUCCGGGGGUGUCUGCCCCUCAUGCUCCCCACCCUUCUGGCCCACUGCUCCCCUGGGGCUGGCAUCACCCCCAGCCCAGCGUGGCCCAGCUGUGGGCUGGCAGCGUGUGCUGAUGGCCAGCCCAGCCAGGCGGCUGCUCCUGCAAGGCUUGGGCACAGCUUCCUACCAAAGAGCUCUCUGCCACUGCCAUCCUGGGGCCACCGAUGCCUCCCCCCAAACCACACCCUCCGGUCGGGCUGCCCUGAUGUAGCCACGGUGCUUUUAGUGCCUUUAAUAAACACGUCUCUGCAAGUGC
This is a messenger RNA of Haemorhous mexicanus (house finch), 3136 nucleotides long. RefSeq names its product PDZ and LIM domain 7 (gene PDLIM7). Gene Ontology annotation, cellular component: stress fiber; filamentous actin; Z disc. The record is from RefSeq and is a predicted model, not a curated record. Gene Ontology annotation, biological process: heart development; actin cytoskeleton organization; muscle structure development. NCBI's taxonomy places the organism in Eukaryota, Metazoa, Chordata, Aves, Passeriformes, Fringillidae. Gene Ontology annotation, molecular function: muscle alpha-actinin binding; actin binding. The coding region runs from base 112 to 2322 and encodes 736 amino acids. The transcript has 25 exons.